Molecule: messenger RNA, 1733 nt
Organism: Oryzias melastigma (Indian medaka)
Lineage: Eukaryota; Metazoa; Chordata; Actinopteri; Beloniformes; Adrianichthyidae
Gene: csnk2b
Product: casein kinase 2, beta polypeptide
Exons: 7
Coding region: 165-812 (215 amino acids)
Cellular component (GO): cytoplasm; protein kinase CK2 complex
Molecular function (GO): protein kinase regulator activity
Source: RefSeq, a predicted model, not a curated record
UGCUGACUUCAAAGUCUUGCAGUAAAACCAACGAAGAAGAAGAAGAAUCCAACUAACAGCCAGGAGGAGGGGGUGUCCAUCUUAUUUACACCACUGAAAGCUCUAAAUUGCUGCUAGGAAGGGGUAUUUUAACAGCCUAAACACUGAGUUCCGGGUCCUCAAAAAUGAGUAGCUCAGAGGAAGUGUCAUGGAUCUCUUGGUUCUGUGGACUGAGGGGAAACGAGUUUUUCUGUGAGGUGGAUGAAGAUUAUAUUCAGGACAAGUUUAACCUGACAGGCCUCAACGAGCAGGUUCCUCACUACCGCCAGGCUCUGGACAUGAUCUUAGAUCUUGAACCAGACGAGGAGCUGGAGGACAAUCCCAACCAGAGUGACCUGAUAGAGCAGGCGGCGGAGAUGCUGUACGGCCUCAUCCACGCUCGCUACAUCCUCACUAACCGAGGCAUCGCACAGAUGCUGGAGAAGUAUCAGCAGGGAGAUUUCGGAUAUUGCCCCAGAGUCUACUGUGAGAACCAGCCCAUGCUUCCUAUUGGCCUGUCGGACAUCCCGGGAGAGGCCAUGGUGAAGCUGUACUGCCCUAAAUGUAUGGACGUCUACACGCCCAAGUCGUCCAGGCAUCACCACACAGAUGGAGCCUAUUUCGGCACCGGUUUCCCCCACAUGCUCUUCAUGGUUCACCCCGAGUACCGACCCAAGAGGCCCGCCAACCAGUUUGUCCCGCGGCUGUACGGAUUCAAGAUCCACCCCAUGGCCUACCAGCUGCAGCUACAAGCCGCCUCCAGCUUCAAGAGUCCCGUCAAGGCCAUCCGCUAGCCCCGCCCCCGGAGGAGGAACACUGUAAAAGAAAAGAUGAGAAUUAUUGAUGAGGAGGGGGGUCACCUGCAGCAGAUGCCCCCCCUCCCCCCACAAAGACUGUAUUAUUUUGGUUUGGAUUAGCAUGUAUGACAAACGUAAAGACGGCGGCGUGAGGGAGACCAACACACAAAUAAACGCAGUCGAGAUGGUUUGUAUCGGCCUCUGUGUCACAUAGAGACGCACUUUCAGCCGGUCGGCUUUACGUCAGAUCUCAAGGUCACAUUCUCCUCUUCUGGUAGACUUAGAUUUAGUGAACCGGAGGGCACAUUUUCUCUUUAAGAUCCAGAGAUUUCUUCUCUUUUCUUUUCUUCGGUCCUGAUUCGUCUUUUCUCCAGCUUUAAAUCAGUCAGAAAACAGACUUCAGUUCUUCAAUAAUUUAUUUCUAGGACAUUAAAAACGAGUUUAUGUCUCUUCCUUUUUUUCUGCUCAUUUUCCAUCUUAUUUUUUAAUCUUCAAAGUUCUCCUUUGUCCAGAAAAGUUCCCACUCAUCGUUAAAUGUCUGUUACUUUAAGGAGGUUCUUGUUCUUUCGGGUUUUCCUUCAGUGAGUGACGCCUUUAUGUCCACAUAGAAGCUUUGAUAGAACCAUAAAACUCACAUCAAAUGAAAAAGAUUGUUGGGUUAAGGUAGUUUCACUUUAUUGCUCCGGGUUUGGGUUCAAACACGAUGAAAACCAUCCGGAUCCUCCUGCAGUUUUUCAUAGUUCAGAUGGCUCCGCCCCUUUAUUCUUCUUCUAUUCUCUCCCUUUCCCGCUCUAACUGGGAUGUCCUGAAGCAGCACCUGUCUCCAUGUGUUUUUACCCGUCUGACUGUCGUGGUCUUUGUGUGACUGGAAGAGUGAGCCGGAUUCAGAACUCAAUAAACUUCUAUUUUCUUUUCAAA